AUGUUCCUCACCCUUCUGCUCCCCUCCCUCGUCCUCGUCGCUCUCAUCUACAAACACCUCUGGCACCCCUACUUCCUCUCGCCCCUCUCCGCCAUCCCCAACGCCCACCCCACCUCCCCCCUCAGCUCGCGAUGGAUCACCCUCCGACGGCAUCACACGCAAGACAUCCACGCCAUCUCCGCCGCCCACCGCCAACGCGGCCCGAUCGUGCGCCUCGCCCCCAACGAACUGAGCGUGAACUCCCUCGCCGGCCUGCGCACCAUCUACACCGGCGCCUUCGAGAAAGACGCCUUCUACAGCGCCGCCUUCAUCAACUUCCACACCCCGAACCUCGUCGGCAUGCUGCACAACCCACCACACGCGCGUCAGAAACGCAUGCUCAGCAACAUCUACGCCAACUCGCAUCUCCAGAACUCACGUCCCAUGCGGGUGCUCUCGUCGCAUAUCCUGUGGAAGCGAUUGUUUCCUAUUCUGGAGGGCUCGGCGGACGCGGGGGAGGCUGUUAAUGUCUUGCCGCUGUUUCAGGCCGUCGGGAUGGAUUUCACCUCGGCGUUUUUGUUCGGGUUGAGGGGUGCGACGAGGUUCGUUUUGAAGGAGAGGGAGGAGUGGGCGACCUGGCUGGAUGAGUAUGAGAGGUUCAAGGUUUUGUCGAGAGAGGAAAGGUAUCUGGGGUUUGUGGAGCGGUGGUGUUUGGAUCUGUGUGCGAAGGUUCAGAGGACGACUCCUAGUAUGCAGGAACGCCUCCCGGCUACGGAGCCGGUCGUGUUCAAUCAGCUGAAGUCGUGUUUGGAGAAGUCCCCGGAUGGAAGACCGCUCGAUCUGGCGAUUGCAUCGGAGCUUCUGGAUCAUCUUGUGGCGGGCCAUGAGACGACGGGGAUCACCUUCACAUAUAUUAUGUGGGAGAUGUCGCAGCGGCCGGGGUUGCAGGCGAAGUUGCGGGACGAACUUGACUGCUUGUCGGUGUCGCUACGGUAUGAUGAGGCUAAGAAAGUGCCGGAGACAGAGGGUGAGAUCCCCCCGCUGUCGGAGAUUGAUCGUCUUCCGCUUCUCGAUGCUAUUGUCCGCGAAACGCUCCGCUUGCAUGCUCCUGCUCCGGCGCCUUUGCCGCGCGUCACGCCCCCAGAAGGCACAUGGCUACAUGGGUAUCAGAUCCCCGGUGGCGUGAAGGUGAGUUCGUCUGCGUACUCGCUGCAUCGCAUUGAGGAGGUAUUUCCCGCGCCAGAGGAGUGGAUGCCGGCGAGGUGGGUGGAUGUCGAGGAGGGGAAGAUCCACGACAUGCGGAGGCUGUUCUGGGCGUUUGGGAAUGGAGGGCGGAUGUGUCUGGGGAGCAAUUUUGCGCUCUUGGAGAUCAAGUUGGUUGUGGCAGCGCUGUAUGCGAAUUUCACCACCGUUGUGGUCGAGCAUGGGGACAUGGAGCAGGACAUGGCGUUUAUCUCGUUGCCCAAGGGGAGGAGGUUGCUGGUGAGGUUUGAUAGAGUAUGAGCAUGAGGGUAAGUAGAUUGGUUCAAACCUCUGCAGCGAACGGGGAUAUUCAUAGUCCCCUACGGUCUCACAGCCACCCUCAUCAUCGCCAAUCGAUCCCUCGCCUCAUCAGAAUGGUUAUACACGUCUCCGUUGAACUCAUAUGUGACAUCGCCUUUGAUAUAAAGCUCCGGCAGUCGUUCACCACCCGGAUGUUCCUUCAUGAACUCGCCAACGUCAUACACAAAUCGACUCUCGAUAUUCAAUUUCCUCUGGCCGCGGGAAAACUGCUCACUGCUCAUUCUCAU
Molecule: messenger RNA, 1769 nt
Organism: Aspergillus heteromorphus CBS 117.55
Lineage: Eukaryota; Fungi; Ascomycota; Eurotiomycetes; Eurotiales; Aspergillaceae
Product: cytochrome P450
Exons: 2
Coding region: 1-1482 (493 amino acids)
Molecular function (GO): heme binding; monooxygenase activity; oxidoreductase activity, acting on paired donors, with incorporation or reduction of molecular oxygen
Source: RefSeq, a predicted model, not a curated record